GUGCGAGUGUGGCCCAAACCGACAUCAAGCACCUGAAAAUCGAGCAAAAUGAGCUGCGGCACGAAGGCAUUGAAGGUGUCCUCCUUCGUUUUGGACUUUCUGUGCUGCGUUCUGGCGGCACUGACCAUCGCGGCUUGCUCCUAUGCCCUGAUCGCCUUUAGCCACAGCGUGGCCAUCCGGGUGCCCUCCAUCCUGGGCAUCGUCCUGGGCGGCCUGCUUUUCUUCAGCACGAUCUUCGGCUGCAUCGCCGCCCUGCGGGAGAGCAUUCGCAUGACCUGGAUCUAUGCCGCAAUCCUGCUGGCCCUGGUUUUCAGUCAGAUCACCGUGAUCUUCGCCCAACCCAUCAACUUUGAGCUGCUGGCCAACGAGACCAUAUACGACGCCUGGCAGGGACAACUUUACCACUCGGGCAGCAUGUCCUACUUUGAGAUUAAGUAUCACUGCUGCGGACAGACGGGGCCCGCGAACUAUCCGGACAGUGGCCUGGUGAUUCCGCAAAGCUGCUACUUCAACCAGAACGCCACGGUGACUGCGGAUCUCUAUACGGUUGGUUGUGACCAUCAGUUGGCAGCGGCCUUCGUCAAGGGAACUCGCUGGGAGAAGAUCACGGACUGGUCCGUUGUGGGUGUGGAGAUACUCACCGUCAUCAUCGCCGGACUCCUGGCUAUAACCUUACAGAAUGCCGAGCGCCGCCGUCUUUACCGAUAAGAGCUGGUCUUAAGUU
Messenger RNA from Drosophila mauritiana, 724 nucleotides. Its product is annotated as protein late bloomer. Lineage: Eukaryota; Metazoa; Arthropoda; Insecta; Diptera; Drosophilidae. The record is from RefSeq and is a predicted model, not a curated record. The coding region runs from base 49 to 708 and encodes 219 amino acids. The transcript has 5 exons. Gene Ontology annotation, cellular component: membrane.